Annulohypoxylon truncatum is the source of this 1682-nucleotide messenger RNA. RefSeq lists its product as uncharacterized. The record is from RefSeq and is a predicted model, not a curated record. The transcript is spliced from 2 exons. The coding region runs from base 223 to 1494 and encodes 423 amino acids. Lineage: Eukaryota; Fungi; Ascomycota; Sordariomycetes; Xylariales; Hypoxylaceae.
UUGCACUAUUGUAUGCAAAUUGCUUCGAGUUGCUUUACUUUUACGUUCCCUUUUCCACCGUAAUUAAAAAGCCCGUGCUCGAGGGCUUGGAUGUAAACAUUCCCAACUACGACAUUUACCACAUCACAACGAAUUUCCCCCUGAUUACAACCCUUCAGUACUAGUCUAGUCUUUCGCGCCAGUUUAGCCAGACGAUACUUCUAUGCAAUCACUUCGCCCACCAUGUUAGCCGCUCGAGAUCAGGAGAACUUGGUUUUCAACCGUCGAAAUAGCGCCGCUAAGCGUCAGCAGACCCCGGGAGCAAGAUUUGCCAAAACACCGCUCAAGGUUCCGCUGAAUGAUGAGAAUGGCACGCACGCUGUCGGUGGUGCUAAGAGCGUUCUCGGAGGCAAAACAGGUGGCAACGAGAAUACUCUUAUAUCUAAGGGGAAGGGCUUGAGCAAGGCGAAUAUUGCUACACCCGCAAAUAUACGCAAUAGAGCAGUCCUAGGCGACAAGACGACCAAUGCAAAAGCCAAUGGCCAACAAACCGUAAACGUUAAGAGCGCAAUACGAGAUAUUGAGAAGUCACAGGUUAAUGGGUCGACAACCAUCCAACCUAAGAAGAAAUUGAUCGUUCAUGCUGAGGAAGAAAUCGAGUUCGCCCCUCCCCCUCCCAAAUCGAAGGGUAGCCCUUACAAGUCGAAGCUCUUCCCAGAUGGUGCCCUUGAUCUCAACGUAUUGGACCGCAAAAAUUGUUUUAACGGCUACCAUGACUAUUACUUCAAACCCGUCGAUGAGAAUGGCGUUCUUCUGGAGGAUAAGCAGUUGAUGAAGAGAAACAAGGAAGUUUUCGAGGAAUCCGAUAGGCGACUGUUGGAGGAAGUGGACGACAUGAAAUGGACCAUCCGAGGCGAAGUCUCAGGUAUCCGGACGAAGUCCCUCUUUGAGGACGACAGUGUAGAUCCCGAUGCUAAGGAGACCGGUGUCGAUGGAGUGCUCUCAAGCAUUCUAUCGGAGAACGUCGUUGGUGCUCUGUCUAUGGAAGACAAAACUAAGUCCCUACAACGAAAGGUGUCUAAGCCUGCAGAAGGCAGCAAAAUUCCGAAACCCACCUUUAAGUCCACGUUUGGCUCUAGGCGACCGCCCAGCGCGCAGGCUCAGGCGAUUCCUAGAAAGACGUCGUUGGAGAUGGAGGCGAAUUCACGAACAACGGUCGGCUAUAACAAAGGGCGGCGGGUAGCAGAUUUGCUUCAACGAGGGGUUGCACCUCCUAACAAGCCGAACCGUAUGUUAAGUCGUACUAAUUCAACAAUGUCCAACGACUCCGACAAGACUAUUACUUCCACCCAACAAGCCAACAGACGAGCUUCUAUCGAGCACCAGGCAUGGAAGGAUAGGGUUACACUCCUUUCUGUCUUCAACUCGGAAGACGACAGCGAUGAUGAUUGUGAGGUGGGCAAGGAUCUCGCAGUAGUUGAGGAUCCUUCAUUUGAGUUCCGUCUGACAAACUAAGAUGUUCGUCCCGGGCGUUAAGUGUCUGGCGUUAUCGGUCGACUUAGCAAUGUAUGAGGUGCAUGAAUGGCGUUAGGCUCUGAGAACUCAAGUUGGUAUUGUCAAUUUGCAGCAGAGUCUUUAAAAGCUGGGUUGAUAGGCCAGUGACUACAUUUAGGUAGUAUUUUUACAAACCGGGACAAUGCAAA